AUGGCCAGUCUACUCCAGUAUGCCCUCACCUGGGUGCUGGCCCUCACCAUCAUGGUGCUCCCUCUGGCCGCUGCUGACGGCGUCCCAAAACUCCGAAUAAUGCCCCUUGGCGACUCAAUCACGAAAGGAAACGGCUCCCCAGACAUGAACGGCUAUCGCUCCAAGCUUCGUGAACGGCUCGUAUCCAGCCAAAAGGAUUCCAAUUUCAGUGUCGACAUGGUCGGUAGUCUGCGCGAUGGUGGAAUGCAAGAUAACGACCACGAGGGCCACAGCGGGAAAUAUCUGGCGGAUAUUCGACAAUAUCUUGAACUAUCAAUCGACGCGAAGCCAAACAUCGUUCUGGUACAUGCAGGGACAAAUAAUAUGGAUAAAGAGGUUGAUCUUGAUAAAGCAGAUCAGUUGAUCGAGUCGAUCAUCGAUAGGCUUUUUGAAGGGUCGCGGGGGGUUACCGUUCUGAUUGCACCGGUCAUCUGGGCAAAUGAUCCUCGUAUGCAGAAGAAUACAGAUGCGUAUAAUACGAAGCUUCGUGCAAUAAUUAAACGAAGACAGCAGGAGGGCCAACAUCUUCUUGAGGUCCCCAUUAGCAUCACGGCGAGUGAUCUGUCCGACAAGAAACACCCAAACUCUGUCGGAUACGGCAAGAUGGCUGCGGCGUGGUACGACGGGAUCCUCGAAGCUCAAACCCGGGGAUGGAUCCAGACUCCUGCCGCUGUCAACGCGCAUGACCACCCAGGUAUGGGGCUGGGUGACGGUGCCGCAAGCCCCAUCAGUGGUGGUAACUGUGGAGAUAACUUCAAAGGGAAGGGAAAGGUGUUUGAUGGCUUCCGCACCUGGGAAGCUGUAGGAACGAUAAUCGGCGCAAUGGAGGGUGCCCGUCGAGAAAAUGUUAUCCUGGCUGACCUCAAUGGAGAUGGGCAUACCGACUACAUUCUUGCUGACGACGAUGGCACGGUCCGGGCCUGGGUCAGCACCGCAACGAGUGAAAGCCCGUGGAUGAGCCUUGGAAACAUCAACCCGGACUGGACGGACGUGUCUGGGGCGAUGGUGCGCAUGGCGGAUGUCGACAACGACGGCAAGGCGGAUUUGAUUGUUUUGUAUUCGGAUGGCGUGGCGAAGGUCUGGAAGAACGUCGAUAACGGGCGCAAGUUCAAGUCACUAGAUGCAAAAUGGGCCACUGGCUUGGAUCAGCCUCGUGAGAAAGUUCAUUUCCGCGAUAUGGACGGUGAUGGCUACGCCGAUUAUGUCAUUCUCUACGAAGGAGGGGCAGUGGACUGGGCGCGCAACACACAUAACAACGGUCAAGAUGAUCAGAAACGCAACUGGGAGAAGGCUGUGGCGAUUGCACCUGGCCCAGCCGGCGAACCCGAUAAUCGCGCUCAGAUCUUUGACUUGGAUGGGGAUAACAUGGCGGAUUAUCUUGUGAUAUAUGAGGGGGGCGCUGUGAAAGCCUGGCGAAACACCGGGAGCCUCAACGAGAAGGGCCAUAACUGGCAGAGUCUCGGCACUAUCGCUCCUGGGAUUGAAGGUGUCACAGGCAAUAUGAUCCGCUUCGCCGACAUGGACGGAGACGGCAAAGCCGAUUUCCUGGCCAUCGCCGACGAUGGAAGUAUACGCAUGUGGAAAAGCCUGGGCAUCGUUGGUGGCAAGGGUUCUAGUAUGCGCUUUGCAGAUCUGGACGGAGACGGCCACGCUGAUAUUGUCUCCAUUGACGCCCAGGGUCGUGCCAGGGGAUGGCUGAACAAAGGUGGCAACAAAUGGGACGACCUUGGCGAGAUUGCACCCGGCUUGGAUGAGGACCUGUCUAGUUCGACGAUCCAUUUUGCGGAUGUUGAUGGCGACAAACUGGAUGACUUCCUUGUUGUCUAUGGCGGUGGUGCUGUCAAGGCAUACCUCAACAACGGGAACAUCCCCGACAAAGGGAAGGAUCGGAUCUGGCAGCCUAGCAUUAUCAUAUCGGAAGGUGUUGGAGAUCCUGGUCGAAAGGUCGAGUUUGCUGACCUGAAUGGAGACGGAUACGCCGACUACCUGAUUGUUUUCGACGGCGGAGCAGUGGACUGUUGGCUCAACCAGAAGAACAUCCCACCGAAAGGUGGAGAGCGCAUCUGGGGAGGCCGAACUACUGUCGGGACCGGUGUCAAGGAACCAGGCAGCAAGGUGCAUUUCGCCGAUAUCACCGGCGAUCGCAAGGCCGAGUACAUCAUCCAGUAUGACGGUGGCUCAGCCAAGGGAUAUCGCAACACAGGGAACAUCCCAGAUGCAGGAAAGGACAGGAACUGGGUCGACCUUGGCACUGUCUCAGACCGUGCUAGCACCGAGGGCACCGUGGCGUACGCCGAUAUCAACGGCGAUGGAAAGGCCGACUAUCUCGUUGUUUUGCCCAGCGGAGAGGUCCACGCGUACAUCAACAGCUGUAGUUGGACACCUCCACCACCGGACAAAGGAGACGGCGAUGACGGCGAUGGUGGUGAUGAUGGUGAUAAUGGUAGUGGUGGUAAUGGACCGGACGAGAGCCACGACGGUGGCCAGAAUUGGCCAUCGGAUGACUACGAGAAGUGUUUCGUCACAGAUUGCGACAUCACCUGUGCACCUGGCUUGACAAUUCUUGAGACGUUCAAGACUCGAUGCGGGGAGAAAUCUAUCUGCUGUCCACCGCAGCGGACACCACAAAACUGUACGUGGACGUCGGGGAAGCCUGACGAAGCAAAGCCCGUCUGCAUAGGCUCAUGCGACCCCGGAACUGUUCUGUUAGCAACUAAUAGCGACCUCUGCGAUACGGGGAACGAUGCCUACUGCUGCGAAUCGAAACAGUACCAGAAGGUGCGUGAUGAAUGUCAUCUAGGUCGUGACGGCUGCGACAAUGGAUAUUAUCAAGUUGCAAAGGAGAACGACCAGAGCAGUUACUACGAAGUACGUCCCGUGUGCUGCAAGCAGCAGCUCAAGAAUUGUCAUUGGGUUAAGAAGAAUGAAUGCACGGAGAGUAACUGCGAGCCAUAUGAGUUCCUGCUAACCACUAACCCCAUGGGGCAGUGGGUGUAUCUGUGCCCAGCCCCGUACACCAUGAGCCUCUGCUGCGAUGCCCCCGAUGGCAUUGAGCCUUUCCUCCCCGUUGAUUUGGACAAUUUGUUCCCUGACCCCCCACCUGUCGAGGAUCGUGUGAAGUGGGAUCUCCAGAUCCUCGGAGGUUAUGAGGGGACUGACGGGGAGAUGGUGGAUAAGAACUCGAGCGACGACCCCAACACCCGGGCAUUUGGGUUCGUCCUUAUUGCAGGUCCAGACGAUAGUCUGUCUAGCUUCUCCAAGCGCGAUGGCUCGGAUAUUGAGCUCCUCGAUUGUGAAUCGUUCAAGUCUGGAACGGAGUUCCAGAGAACACGGCUGAUCUGUAUAAAUGACGGUGAAGACAACAACUGUGAUGACAUCCUAAAAGGAGGUUUGAACGGUACUGUGGUUCGAAUGCCGGAGGGCUGCGGUCCAGGUACUUAUAUCGUUGCGCAUUCGCUGGAGGAAUCCGACAACCAGACCCUCCCUGACCACCUGGUAAAACGUGCUCCCUCUACCAGGAAGGUGAUGGACCUGAACUUCUCUUACAACUUCGGGCUAGCAAAGCGUGCGGCAUCCGUAGAUGACAGGCUGCAGAUUCGCGUCGACUAUUCGAAUAUCCCAGGGUACUGGAACGAUAUUGUCGAUGAGGAGGGCGAGGAAUCCUCCGAUAAACGCAGACGAGGGAUAACCCCUAGGAUCAGUGCGCACGAUAUCUCUCACAAGGAGUUACACAAACGAUUCUUCUCAGACGAUAGUGCCCCCUGGGGCAGGAAGAUCAACAAGCUCGUCUCCGCGCCGUAUUACACAGAUCUCUCGUAUGACUUUGACAGCCCGAUGUUCUACGAGAAGAUCGACAACUGCAAAGGCGAGCAGGAGAAAUACCUAUCGAUGUGGGCAAAGGGCGAGUGCAAAGUGGGGACGAAAUUCGGAUUUACGUUUAUCGGAACCCUGGACGAGUUCCAUCUCUCCCAGGCGUACGGGUUCAUCGAUUUCAAAUUUGAUAUGGAAACCACGAUCGGAGUGAAAGGGAACGCAGCGCUCAACACGAAGUUCCGUAUGAAGUCCGCGGAGACGAAGACCAAGCAGGAGGUUGGGUUUUCCCACCCCGGGCUCUUCGACUUUAAACCCCAGUUUGAUGUCGAUAUUGGAGUGCAGGCUGAGAAGGCUACGUUUGCCGGUGAUUUUACUGCAACGAUCCGUACCCUGACUGAUGAUGACGAUAAUGACGGGUGGGUCAGCUGGGGCUACGCGCGGCAGUAUCAUUACGGAGAGGCCUGA
Molecule: messenger RNA, 4317 nt
Organism: Aspergillus caelatus
Lineage: Eukaryota; Fungi; Ascomycota; Eurotiomycetes; Eurotiales; Aspergillaceae
Exons: 2
Coding region: 1-4317 (1438 amino acids)
Molecular function (GO): phosphatidylcholine lysophospholipase A1 activity
Source: RefSeq, a predicted model, not a curated record